This is a messenger RNA of Striga asiatica, 912 nucleotides long. Lineage: Eukaryota; Viridiplantae; Streptophyta; Magnoliopsida; Lamiales; Orobanchaceae. The record is from the annotation of a GenBank genome assembly.
AUGUCACUUUUUCAUUAUGUGGAUGAACAAGCUGUGUUGAGAUGGUGGAAUAGUAGGAAUUUACAAAUAUUGUUUGUCUUUAGCUCGGCGAGGUUUACUGUUCUUAGACUCUGCAACUGUGAAAUGGUUGGAGCACCAGCUCGUGUCGGAUUGGUUGCUCCAAUUGAUGUCGUCGUCCUCAACAUCCCAACCAAGAUUAACAAGGGUACAGUCGAAAUCAUAACCCCAGUCGAGCUCAUCAAGAAAGGCGAAAAGGUGGGCUCCUCUGAAGCUGCCCUCCUUGCCAAGCUCGGUAUCAGGCCCUUCUCAUACGGACUUGUUGUCAUCUCUGUUUAUGACAAUGGGUCUGUGUUCAGCCCAGAAGUUCUCGACUUGACUGAAGAUGAUCUUAUUGAGAAAUUUGCUUUGGGUGUCACAAUGGUCACCUCACUUUCACUCGCCAUCUCUUAUCCUACACUUGCUGCAGCUCCUCACAUGUUUAUCAAUGCUUAUAAGAAUGUGUUGGCUUUUGCUGUGGCCACCGAUUAUUCUUUCCCACAGGCUGAAAAAGUCAAAGAAUAUCUUGCAGAUCCAAGCAAGGUUGCUGUGGUGUCGACACCUGUUGUGUUGGCUGAUGGUGGUGCCGCCCUUGCUAGUGGUGGUGCCGCCAAGGAGGAGGAGAAGAAAGAGGAGCCUGCUGAGGAGUCGGAUGAUGAUAUGGGUUUUAGCCUUUUCGAUUAAUCAAGAUUGUUAUUCGGUUGCAGUUGAACAAAGCUUCGUUUUUAUGGACUUCAUUGCUCGGUUGUUUGUUUCUUGUUUCUUUUGGCGCUUAGUGUUUGUGUUUGGCGAGUUGUUUCUGUCGAUUUUUAUAGCUUUUCUUCUUGAUCUUGGUGGACUGUUAAAGCAAAAACAUUUUUUUUUUUUUUUCACUUU